This is a messenger RNA of Drosophila busckii, 2784 nucleotides long. RefSeq names its product protein deadlock. The transcript has 4 exons. The coding region runs from base 226 to 2784 and encodes 852 amino acids. Lineage: Eukaryota; Metazoa; Arthropoda; Insecta; Diptera; Drosophilidae. The record is from RefSeq and is a predicted model, not a curated record.
ACGUUUUCUAAUGCUAAGAUACGACGCAGCUAUUGGUAAUUUCAAUUAGUUAAUUAUAAAAUGUGCAUUUGAAGCUUACGUGCAUAGCAAUACAUUCAAACACCACAAGCCUGUUUUGCUCUAACAAGUAACAAGGCAUUAAGUUUGUUGAAAACAAAAAAAUAUAACGGCACUUCUUUUGAAGAAAAAUCGUGAACGCCUAACAAACAUCUUCGCAGGUUCAAUAUGCGGCGCCGUGAAAUACAACAAUUGUUUGCACAAAUUGUCCAAUCGGAGGGCGAGGAUAAAUAUACAUCAGAGGAAUGGCAGGAAAUUUUCGAUGACUUUUGGAAAUGCAUGUUGGAUAUUACAGUGCCCUGUGUUAGACUCGAUACGCCUGAAAGUUUAGAUGAGCUACUAAGGAAAUCUAAAGAACCUGUGCCCUUAAGUCGUCCCCCGUCUCCCGACGAUUUGGAGCCUUUGUCAGUGUGGCGAGCGCGUAUGAGGGCAAAUUUUAAGCCACCGCAGCCUGAAAAGAUAGAAAAGGUGGAAACUCAAUUAGAAGAGAUAAAGAAAGUUAUAAAAUCUGCACCACUUCGUAAACAGUCACCAACAACUGUUCCGGAAUUUCCUAAACGUAAACGUGGUCGUCCUCGUAUACUUAAAAAAAAAAAUGAGACGCAGGCGGCUCAAGGAAAAGAAAAGCAAAAUAAUAAAGAUCAAGUGCCUAUAAAAAAGUGCAGUGAUGAAGUUAAGGUUAAAGACAAUAAAAUAAAAGAUGAACCACUGAAGGUAGAAAUAAAAUCUAAACCCUUCAAAGAGAUCAAGAUAAUAGGAACUGAAAAGGCACCCGCGAUAAAUAUCAAACCUAAGAAAAUUACGCAAACAAAACGCAAACCUAUGCAGAUGCAACUAAUCAAAGAAGCACAUGUUCACCCAAUAACUCCCAUUAAUUUGAAGAUUACUGAGAAUAUACUGAUCAAAGAGAAGCCUAUACAAUUGCCAUUGAGUGCAGACGAUUUGAGCUUGCCCAAGAAUGCAACUCCCUCGCUGGAAGCAGAUAAUAAAAUUAACAAUAUGCCAUUGGAAAAUAUAACACAUGAAAACCACUUGCCCAAGAACACAAGUCACGUGCUGGAUGCAGAUAAUCAAAUUAACAAUAUGCAAUUUGAAAAUAUGACACUCGAAAGCCACUUGCAGUUGGAUAACGAAAUGACUGAAUUGUUUGCUGAUAAUAUUGUUGAUCAAUUUAUGGAUGUGGAGCAGACAGUUGGCGUUGAGGAGAUUGAUCGUUUUAUAGAAAGCUUUAGUAACAAAACGCCUUCUGAAAUUGAUGAUGCGCUUGCGGAUACCACACAUUUUUUUGAGAAGUUAUCAAAAACGCCUAUAGACUUGGAUAGGCUGGACUAUGAAUAUGACGAGAAUCUUGAUGGCGAUAUACUCUCAAUGGACACUUCAUGGGAGGGCGAUUCGGAUGAUGACAAUGCAGCCAAACAGACAAAGAAAAAAUAUAACUUAAAAACUGCUAGCAAUAAGGAGCAACAGCAGCCUCAAGAAAUUGUGCCAAGUACAGCUAAAGCUGCAGCAGUCAACAAAGCAAUGGCUAGAAAGCAAGCGGAACCUCAAAGUAAAGGGCAAAUUAUUGCUAUAAUACCAGCUGAUGACAAUUUAAGUAGACAGAUGAAGAUAAAGGAGAAUUUACAACCUGCUCAGACUGAAGCUCUACAACAGUCCGCCAGGAAAACACCUACUGCGCCUACAACGAUGCCCAAAUUUCGCAUACAGAAGAUAUCUAAGACGCAGCCAACGCAACAAAAUUACUUACCGCUAGAUAAUAUUAUAAAGAGCAUGGAUACCAAUGGGCCCACGUCACAGAUAAAAAAAGGUAAUGGACAUCAAACGCAACAACAAGCCUGCAUAGAGCGACGUGUGACAGCAACACCCGCCGCACCCGCACCUAUAUUUGCGCCACCUUAUCGACGACCGGCGCCAGCUGCAGCAGCAUUACCAGUCGCACCACCACCACCAGCAGCAACACUACCAGUUGCACCACCACUAGCAGAACCACUACCAGUUGCACCACCAGCAGCAGCAGUAGAAGCGGACCUGCCAAUAAAACCUUGCAAAGGUAUCUACGCUGCACUCUUUGGCAUCAAUUGUUGGAAAUAUUUAAGCAAAACCUGUGAGCAGUCGAAUUGCAACCACACGUUUAAUGACGCGAUCUAUGUGCAGAGAUGUCUCAGUGAGCUGCAUACAAGAGAAUUGCUGAACAGCUAUAGUUUUGUGCUACGCCAUGGCAUGCUCUUUAAAUACUUUUUUAUGUUGUAUGCAAAUGUCUUUUCCGCAAAACAAUUUCUGUGGGGCUUGCAGCAAAUGGUUGAGGACUGCGCGCUCUAUAUGGAUCUAAGCGCACCGUUUCUUAUGGAUUUAUAUCAAUGCUUAUUAAGGCAUGGCAUGCCAACACAGGCAGCUGCAGGACACUUUAUGCAACAUUUGUGGCAGCCAAAGCAGGCCUGCAAGUAUAUUAAAUCUACCAAUCAGUUGUUGCUGAUCCUAGCACAUGCAGAUUGGUACAGCUACAUUCCACAGCUGGACCAAUUAUUGCACAACGAACCCUUUCCCUUGCCUCUACAAUUCUUAUCAAUCAUUGCUCACAAUGCAAUGACCACCAAUCAGCCCGAGCUAGUGAAAAAAGCGAGCGACUACCUGUUGUUUUAUCCAAUCAACAAAAGUACCGAGAACCUCAGUUCCGCUCUGCAAUUACUUCAAUCGAUUCUGUCAUAUACUGGUGGACAACGAAGCUAA